This is a messenger RNA of Helianthus annuus (common sunflower), 1436 nucleotides long. Its product is annotated as NAC domain-containing protein 43. The record is from RefSeq and is a predicted model, not a curated record. Gene Ontology annotation, molecular function: DNA binding. NCBI's taxonomy places the organism in Eukaryota, Viridiplantae, Streptophyta, Magnoliopsida, Asterales, Asteraceae. The coding region runs from base 63 to 1166 and encodes 367 amino acids. The transcript has 3 exons. Gene Ontology annotation, biological process: regulation of DNA-templated transcription.
UCUUGUCCUUCUUGCUUUUCUGUCAUUAUUCUCUCUAACUCUCUUUGUUUCUUGCUUUUGAUAUGUCUAAAGAAGAAGCGAGUUUAUCAGUGAAUGUAAAUGGUCAAUCUAAGGUGCCACCUGGGUUCCGGUUCCACCCUACCGAAGAAGAGCUUCUCCAUUACUACUUACGAAAGAAAGUUGCGUACGAAAAGAUUGAUCUUGAUGUUAUUCGAGAAAUUGAUCUUAACAAGCUUGAACCAUGGGAUAUCCAAGAGAAGUGUAGGAUCGGAUCAACCCCGCAAAACGAUUGGUACUUCUUUAGUCAUAAAGAUAAGAAAUACCCUACUGGGACGCGUACAAAUCGUGCAACUGCUGCGGGCUUUUGGAAAGCCACAGGCCGAGAUAAGGUCAUUCACAGUAGCUUGAGAAGAACCGGUAUGAGGAAAACACUUGUUUUCUACAAAGGAAGAGCACCUCAUGGACAAAAAUCAGAUUGGAUAAUGCAUGAAUACAGGCUAGAUGAUAAUACUAUUACCACCCAAGAUUAUAGUUAUGGUUCUAACUUGUGUGACUCGACUCAGGAAGACGGGUGGGUCGUAUGUCGAGUGUUUAAAAAGAAAAACUACCAUAAAACACUUGAGAGUCCCCAAAGGUCAUCAUCAGUAGCUGAAAUGCAAUGUUUAAAGAAAGAUGGAAGUGUUCAUGAUCAAUUUCUUGCAUACAUCAAUGGUAGAUCCUGCAAGCAAGAAACUGAGUCACUUACAAAUAUCACCAUCACCCAUGAAUAUAACCCAAUGCAACAUUUCAUGAACCCCAUCAACGACAGAUUCCUACAUAUGCCAAGGCUCGACAGUACCUCCGGGAACUUGUUUGAUCAAGUUUCAAGCUCUCAGGUCCAUAACUCCAUGACCCGCUUGCUGAAAGAAGUCGAACACUCCAAAGAUAGUGAACAUCAUGAGAAUCUGGACAGUUGGGCUGAUGUGGAUCGACUCGUGGCCUCCCAGCUCAAUGGCUAUGAUGAACCAAAUGAAGAAGACAUAUGUUUCUCACUUGACCAUGAUCAUCAAGAUCCACCACAGCCAUCAUUUAUGGCUAAACCAAAUGAAGCAGCCUAUCUGUGGAGCUUUGCACAAUCUUCCUCACAGUCAAUAACGACAGAUCCCUUUUACCAUUUGUCGAUAUAGACGUAUAGUUCACAUUAUCCAAUUUCAGUUUGCUUGAUAUACUUUUUUUUUUAAUUUUUAACUCAAACUAUAAUUUAUGGAAAAAACAAAUGAAAUAAACCCUUAUACAUAUUUUAAGGUAUGUUUAUAUGGACAUAAAAGGGUUUUUUAGCAAUUCUUUCUUUGUUUAGAUGGUCUUAGCUGAGGCAGUCUCUCUGUCAUAUGGGAUAGAAGAAAUGUUUGCUCUUUAUAUCACUCUGUUGUUUGUUACCCUAGCUGUGUCACCGGUGG